This is a messenger RNA of Pangasianodon hypophthalmus (striped catfish), 3707 nucleotides long. RefSeq names its product small nuclear RNA activating complex, polypeptide 1b (gene snapc1b). Bases 1342 to 2436 code for a protein of 364 amino acids. Gene Ontology annotation, cellular component: snRNA-activating protein complex. Gene Ontology annotation, molecular function: sequence-specific DNA binding. Lineage: Eukaryota; Metazoa; Chordata; Actinopteri; Siluriformes; Pangasiidae. The transcript is spliced from 10 exons. Gene Ontology annotation, biological process: snRNA transcription by RNA polymerase II; snRNA transcription by RNA polymerase III. The record is from RefSeq and is a predicted model, not a curated record.
AAAAAAAAUGUACAAUAAUGUGUAAAUAAUUUACUGUAAUUAAUUUAAUAUCAAGUUUUUCUUGUGCGUAUAUUUACGCACACUCCUGACCAUGUGUAUGCAGGAACCCUUAGGUUUAGAAAAGUGUAACUGUGGAUAAACUGAUCAUAAGGAGUCCCACAGCACAACAAGACAUUUUAGAAAAAGAAAUUCUGACUUGCUCUUAAACAUGACUAUAGACUCCUGCCAGGUUUUUCAGCCAGGAGGUGCGGCAGACGUCAGUCGUCCACGUCUCACUCAGGGGUCUGUUGGUGCAAUUGUUUAUCCGAGCGUGAUGUCUAGUACACCACAUGUGGUUUAUAAUAAUUACCUUUUAACUCUUUAUCCUGCACUGUGGUGGGUUUUAUCAUGGGUAAGGGUGUUCUUAGGUGUGACACAAAGCGAAUUUAAUUUAUUUCUAAUAAUGUAUGAAAUUAGCAAUUCGUCUGACAAAGAGACCUAGCCUGUUAGCAUUAAGAUUUGGGUUGCUAAGCAAAAUAACGGCCAAACUACCAGGCUAUUCUAUUGACAGAGCAAAGGCAUAAUUUAAGGUUCAAGGUUCAUAUGACUAUAUGUUAAGAAAGUUUAGCAGCCUUUAGAGGAAUGAAAUGGGGAAUAUGAAUAUGCAUAAAUAGAAUAUGUUUUUUUUUAAAGAAAAAAAAAACAGAUAUACAGAGUUGUAGUGUGCAACUUUUUCUGUAUAGAAAUAUUCAGAGCUGUACAGUGUAAGAGGUUUUAUGUAGUGUGCAAAAAAUUGUUGUUCUAUAGUUCCAUAGGUUUAACACCAGGGCUACAUCCACCGGCUUAGUGGUUAGCACUGUUGCCUCACACCUCUGUGGUUGGGGGUUUGAGUCCCACCUUUGGUGUGGGUGUGUGUGUGUGUGUGUGUGUGUGUUCUCCCUGUGCUUUGGGGGUUUCCUCUGGGUACUCUGGUUUCCUCCCCCAGUCCAUAAGACAUGCAGCUGAUUGGCAUUUCUAAAUUGUGAAUGUGUGUGAAUGUGUGUGUGAUGGUGUCCCCUGUGAUAGGCUCCAGGGUCCCUUUAACCCUGUGUACAUAUAAUAAGUGCUACAGAGGAUGGAUGAAUGGUUUAAAACCUGGCGCAUUAAUACUCAUUAAUAAUUGCUGUGAUGCGCUUGCUGCUCAGCCAAUCAGAUUUUAGAACCGACGCUUUCCGUUCACCGUGUGUUUCUUCUUCAGGCCACAAGAUGGCGGUGCAACACUCGAGUCGGUAAACAGCCCUCAUCCGCUGAAACGACGAAGAAGACAGACGCGGCUGCUGAAAACUUCCGGGUUCGUGAUGAUUUUAGGGCUGAGAAGAUAAGAUGGAUUAUUUUAAACACACUCUGAAGACAGACUGUGAGGAUUUACUCGGGCGUUUUCAGGCCACGGCGUCUGUGCGGUUCGAGCAGUUUUCAGCCAUCUGGAGAGAAAUGAAAUUCUCCAGUGUAUUUUAUGGUAUCUUGGAGCCCAGUGAGAAGAAGGUCUUCACGCGUUUGGCUCUGUCUACAGCGUCUCCGUACCUGCUCCCUCCGUAUUCCUUCCAGAUCCGUGUUGGAGGUCUUUACCUGCUCUACAGCCUCUACAGCACUCAGCUCAACACUCCUAAAGAGCGGAUCCGCAUCGCUCUGAAGGACUGGGACGAUCUGAUACGUUUCCAGCAGGACGCGGUUAACGCGCAGCACUAUGACGUGGUGUACGUCCUCAGGAAACUGCUGUAUGAAAAAGCCUUCUGCUUCACCGCCAUGCCAGACACGCUGUCCUUUCAGGUGAAGAAGAAGAGGGUGGACAGGAGGCAGCAGCUGUGUGAGUCGUUUGUGGACCGGCCGUCGCGACCUCAGGAGCUCAUCGGCACCGACGUGCUCGAGGAGCUGGCGAACGUCCACGAGCACUACGAAGGGCUGAAGAAGGCGAUUCUUCCACAGCCGCCUCAGUCCAAUCUGAGUCUCAUCAAACACAACCUGGUGCCCAAACUGCGCAACUCCGUUCUCACGUUCUACAGCUGGCAGCAGAACCAGGCUGUGAGUGUUUAUCAAGACUUUGACAGUCAGAUUGACAGAGACGCAGGAGAAGGAACAUCAAGUCAGGAUGAGAGUUCUCGCAGAGCUCAGCUCCUGGCGUCCAUCAAAUCCAGGUCUUACGCACAAGCUGUGGAGGCUUCAAAGUCUCGGCGUCACAGACAGAUGGAGGUGACGUCAGCAGCUCAGGACACGGAGUCCACGCAGCAAGUCCCGAGGUUCAAGAGACCUCUGUCUCUUAAAGCACGCACGAACUCUCGCUUCAUGGCCCAAGGAAGCCAGAAUGCGGAGCUGCAGAGCAUAACCCGGUUAUGGCGCCUCACCGCGGUGGAGGGUAAAAAGACUGAAGGAAAAACGAAGACAAGAUUCAGCUGGAAAGAGCGCAUGCGUAGUAAACACUAAACUACAAACCCUGAUUGGACAGGCUCAUGGUGUGUCAUAUCUGAUUCACAAGGACCUUCUGACGAGUUGUGUUUGUUUGGACGAGUUCUGACAGGUUUAUGACGGAUUGUAUCUGAUUGGACAGAAUUGGAAUGAGUUUUGUCUGAUUCCUAUCAAAUAUCUGACUUUAUGAGCUCGUCACGGCUUGUAUUUUGUUAUUGGUUGGGCCUGUAAUAGAGGAGACAUGAUUGGACAGAAUUGUGACAGGUAUUAUCUAAUUCGUAACAUGCUGUGUUUGAUUGGAUAGGCUUCCAUCAGGAUGCAUCUGAUUGGACAGGCUGAUAACAGGUCAAGUUUAAUUGGCUGAGAUUGUAACAGGUCUUGUCUGAUUCAAUGGGCUUGUGACGAGACAUGUCUGAUUGGACAGGCUUGUAACUGUCUGUGUCUGAGAGAAGCAGUUUGUAAAAGCUCAUAUCUGACUGGACUGGCUUGUAGCAGAUCAUAUCUGAUUAGACAAGCUUGUGACAGAUCACUCAUGUUUGGACUGGCUUGUAGCAAGUGGGUCUGAUUGGACGGGCUUGUAACAGGUCAAGUUUGAUUGAAUAGAGUUGCAACAGGGCAUGUCUGAUUGGACAGACUCGUAACAGCUGAAGUAUGAUUGGACCAGCUUAUAGCUGGUUGUGUCUGAUUGGACAGAUUUGUGACAGAUCACUACUGAUUCUAAGGGCUUGUGACAAGUUGUCUCUAACUGGUGGGUCUCUUGCUAACAGAUGUGUUUAAUCUGGACGGGUCUGUGACGGGUCACAUUCGAUUGGACGGCCUUGCGACAGGUCUCUUCUGAUUGGAUGUUAUUCAAAAUGUACUGGAAAUACUGUAGAGAUGUAUUUUAAUAGGGACAGAUUUUUGUUUUUUAUUUUAAUGCUUAACACCCAAAGUGGAUCAUACCUCAAAACAUCUGUAAAUAUUGUGUGGGUUUUUUUGUUUUUUUUUUUAAAUGUCCUCAACAGAACAUAUAUGUAAAGUGUUAGAGAAAUGAUUAAUUAGCACAGACUUAAUGCAAAAAAAAAGGGCUUUUAUUUCAGCUGUAUUUUUACCCCAUAACAUUUACAUUGUUUAAUCAUUUUAAUGCCAUGUACGUAUAUAAAUCCAGACUACUGUCUGAUGGUCAAAUGAUUUAUAAGUUAAUGUUUUGUACAAGUUUUUAUACACAUGUUGAUGUGAAAAUGCUUCUGUAAAAAAGUCAUGGUUGUUGCCAUUUUUUGCAUAAAAAUUCUUUAGAAAUGUUUACUUGA